AUGGCAGGUGCCGCCGCCAAGUUCGCUGACUACCUGGUCCAGGAGUGUAGGUCAAUGGUGGCUACACAAUGCGGGGAAAUUUGCAUGGCUGACAAAGCAGACGGAAAGGAUCUUGAUGGACAAAAGGAAUUGAUGGGAAAAUGCUUCCAUGGAUCGGCUGGCUAUGGUUCGUGCUUAACCAAUUUGAUUGAAGGGAAGGGCGAUUAUGCAUCGCUGUAUGACCGUAUGGCAAUUGAGAACAAUCGAGAAGGAAAUGAGCUUCGGAAAGAUGGCUACUCGCUGAUUCUGCGAGACCUGGUUUCCUGUGAUGAGGGUAAGUUCAAGCCGCGGAACAUUUGUUGCCAGGAUAGAUUCUCAUUCAAUGUUGCACUUGCAGCAACCACAUUCUAUGUCCACUCUAGAGGCUUUACGCGAGAGGCACUGGCCAAGACAAAAGGAGAACUUAUUCAGGGAAGAAACGUCUAUGAUAGAGGCAACAGAUGCAUCGCCAACUACAAAACUGCUCUCAAAUACCACGACGAAUUUUGUCCAAAGUCUUCUCCAGAACCGUAUCCUUCUGGUAAAGGCUUGGAUGAUAUAUUGAUGUAUGUUCGACAGAAAAUGUAUAUGUUGCUCAAGGGGGCAAAGAACAAAGAUGGCGCAAGACGUGUGAAGAAAGAUGCGGACAGUUUCACUGCAGAAGAAAUGCCUGAGAAGUACAUGUUCGAAGGGUAUAUGGUGUUUGUCUUGUGGGGACCAAAAGCUCUCUGUGGCAAGACUCUGAGUUGCCUAUCAGAGGAUGGAAAGAAAGUCGAGAAGGUUGGACGAGCUGCCAUCAGAGAGAAGGAACUCAAGAUUAAGCAACUUGAACGUUCAAGCAAUGAAGGCGGCACUGGUCCCUUCAACAGAGGACUGGCUGUCAAAGACAAAUUUGCUUGUGCCUCACUUGCUAUGUCAGAACACAAAGCGGCGACAAGAAACGUUAGAGAUCUUCUCUACCACAACAAUUUGUCUGAGACGAACUGUCUUACCCAGCUUGGUCAUCUUAACAAUAUGAUUGAUAGAGCAGAGAGACGCAAGAACGACAGAGAAGUUUCGCUUCUCGAAAAGAGAAAGGAUGCGCUUUUUGACAAACUUGACAGUUUGAGCAAAAGAAAGGCUGAACUCGAAGCCCAGAGUGAUCAGCUUGUGAAGAGAGCAAAGCUUCCCCAAACGCAGGCACUGUAUGAAUCUAUGGGUAUCUUUGCUGUGCCCAAAGACGUGGAUGUAGCCACAAAGCCAACUGUGGAUGAAGACUCUACACUCACGAACAAAACUCCAAGCAAGCAACUUCGCAAACUGCCAUCGCAUUGUUCUCAGUUGUCGGGAGCUGGUGAGGAGGAGGAUGACGAUGACGACGAUGAUGGUGAGGUUGAGUUUGUUCAGGAAGUGGUGCCCCGUUCUGAAAAGGCUAUUGGCAUAGACAACCCGGAAGACGAGAUAGAUGAGCCCUUUGUUGUUGUCAAUCCUCCAUUCACUGGUGUCGCGGCAAGGCUUCCGCCAGAUGCACAGGCAGUACUGUUGCGUCUUCGUCAAAAAGAAGCAGCUGGUAUCCCAAUUGGUGAUCCAACUUUCUACGAACAACAGACCAUGGUUGCUUGUGCCGAAAUGCAACAAGGCCGAGAUGGUGUUGGUCAUAUCAGCUAUGAGCCAGGCAGCGUUUAUUAUGCCAAUAAAGCACAAGCUGACGAUCUUAAUGCUGCCUCCGCCAAGACAUAUUACAUGCAAGAAGAGGAUUAA
Molecule: messenger RNA, 1758 nt
Organism: Seminavis robusta
Lineage: Eukaryota; Bacillariophyta; Bacillariophyceae; Naviculales; Naviculaceae
Source: the annotation of a GenBank genome assembly